AUGUCUAAGCCUCCCAACGUUCUUCAUGAUAAGUCUGCUUCUUUGUUCCUUCCUAAAGAAUUUCAGAAUUACACCUGUGGAUAUGCAUCUCCUGAUGGUUCGCAAGACUAUUAUCUUGGACUUCCCAUAUUCCAAAGUUAUUGGGCUUGGAGCAAUGAAGUGAUGCUUGCUGAUAAUGAUGCAAAUGAAAAAUACCUAAAGGCAGCAUAUUACAAAAUGGAACUAAAACAUAUGUGUUCCCAAAAUUCAUACUCUCCUCUUUUAGCCCUUUAUGGUUUGAGUGAAGUCAUCAAAAAUCCAAUACAAUCCAUAUUAAUAUUCCUAGGCCGCAAUCAUGUAUUAGAACUAAAGAAGAGUUUGAAAAAUGGUGUGCAAAUCCAAUCCACUCAGAAAUUGGCAAGAACAAUGAUUGAACCAACCACUCAUGUAGGUGAAUUGAUGGCUGGAUUGGAUUCCUUGACAAAUUUAAAUACAGAAUAUGAAAUGAACACAGACAAAAUAUACCCUUUAGCAGAUCAGUUUAUAAGUGUGGUUCAAAAAAUCAAUAGAGAUGAAGCAAAUGCUUACUUAACACAAAAUGGCAAGGAUGCUGAAAAAAGAAGUAUCCGUGGGUAUACACAAAGGCCUGUUGAAAUAGAUCCAUUAUCAGUGUCAAUUUAUAAUGAAGCCUCUCUACAUUAUUAUCACCAUUUUGCAAGUCAAAAUCCUGGAGUAUUUAUAGAUUACACUGGAUUGAUGAUCCAGGAUAUAGAUAAAUUCUUCAGUCAUCAAUCAAGCCACAGAAAAGAAUGCAAGCCAAAUAAAAUUUUGAACACCAUUAUCACUAUCCCAACAGGAAACUCAAGGAUAGAGAGUGAAGCUCCACCUGCACUUAUUGCUGAAUAUAUCACCACAGACUUCUCAGCAGAUCAUCUUGCUUGA
Paraglomus occultum is the source of this 921-nucleotide messenger RNA. Lineage: Eukaryota; Fungi; Glomeromycota; Glomeromycetes; Paraglomerales; Paraglomeraceae. The record is from the annotation of a GenBank genome assembly.